Plasmodium gallinaceum is the source of this 816-nucleotide messenger RNA. Its product is annotated as conserved Plasmodium protein, unknown function. The record is from RefSeq and is a predicted model, not a curated record. Lineage: Eukaryota; Apicomplexa; Aconoidasida; Haemosporida; Plasmodiidae. The transcript has a single exon. Bases 1 to 816 code for a protein of 271 amino acids.
AUGAUAAAGUUUUUCAGGAAAAAUGGUGUAAAUUCAUAUUUUACACAAAAUAUUAACAAUUGCAAAAUAUUUAAAUUAAAUUAUAAAUAUAGUUAUAAUAUCAAAAGAAAAUAUGUAAAUAUCAAAGUAGAUGGUAAAAAAAAAAAAAUUCAUAAUGAGGAAUUAAAUUUAAAUGAUGAUGUUAGGGAUAUUUACUUUAAUAGCAAGUUAAUAGAAAAAAAAUUUGCUGAUAUAAAAAUAAAGGAUAGCCACAAUAAAUUACUGUUUGAGUUUUUACCUAUUGAAGGAAGAACAUAUACAGUUCCAUUAUGUUUUAAAAUUAUGCAUUAUAUUUUUUUGUUUAUUAUUUCAAGUGGAGUAGUAUUAAUUCAUAUAUUACCAGAGAUUGAUAAAGAAAACUAUAUAAGAGAUAUACUAACAUUAGAAAUUUAUUUUUCUUCUUGUUUUUUAGCAUUCAAUGGGGGAUUUAAUUCAUUACUUCAACUAAUUCAAUACGCAAUACCACCUAAUAGAAAAUACAAAGGACUAUAUAAUAGCUUACGUUAUAUUUCUUCUUUAAUACCCAUAUUUUUUAGCUUAAUAUCAACAUCAUUGUGUGAAAAUUUUCCUAGAGAUAGUUUAUUCUUAUUAGUUUUAUCGUAUUUAACCUUAUUAUUAAAUUAUUAUUUAUUACACAUAAAAUGUUUAAUACCAGUAUGGGUAUUUAAACAAUAUAAGGUUAUUAUUUCUAUUAUUAUAUUAAAUUUGCUAUUAUUAUUAAUAAGUGAGGCUCAACUGUAUAAAGGUAGGAAAAUUUCAAUUAAUGUCGAUGAUUAA